Papilio polytes (common Mormon) is the source of this 829-nucleotide messenger RNA. It is a transcript of the gene Dpm1, whose product is annotated as probable dolichol-phosphate mannosyltransferase. Gene Ontology annotation, biological process: protein O-linked glycosylation via mannose; GPI anchor biosynthetic process. Lineage: Eukaryota; Metazoa; Arthropoda; Insecta; Lepidoptera; Papilionidae. Gene Ontology annotation, molecular function: dolichyl-phosphate beta-D-mannosyltransferase activity. The transcript has 5 exons. Gene Ontology annotation, cellular component: endoplasmic reticulum membrane. The coding region runs from base 23 to 772 and encodes 249 amino acids. The record is from RefSeq and is a predicted model, not a curated record.
CAUAACUUUGACAUUUGACAGCAUGGCGGCUGCUACAGUGGAUUCCGAAAUCACAAAGAUAGAUAAAUAUUCCAUUUUACUUCCUACGUAUAACGAAAGAGAGAAUUUGCCUAUCAUAAUAUGGCUUAUUAUGAAGUAUUUAGAUAACAGUGGCUACGAUUAUGAAGUGAUAAUAAUUGAUGACGGAAGCCCCGACGGUACUCUAGAAGUUGCUAAACAAUUACAGAAACUGUACGGUACGACCAAAAUAGUUUUAAGGCCGAGGGAAAAGAAGCUGGGAUUGGGCACAGCAUAUAUACACGGUAUACAACAUGCGACUGGAAACUUUAUUGUUAUUAUGGACGCUGAUUUAAGUCACCAUCCUAAGUUUAUACCAAAAUUUAUUGAAUUGCAAAGAAAACAUGAUUUUGACCUGAUAUCUGGUACUAGAUAUAAAGGAGGAGGUGGUGUCCAUGGAUGGGAUUUCAAAAGGAAGCUGAUAUCGAGGGGUGCUAAUUUCAUCACACAGUUACUGCUUAGGCCUGGAGCUUCAGAUUUGACUGGUUCAUUCAGGUUGUACAAGAAGGAUGUGCUAAUGAAAUUGAUAGACAGCUGUGUAUCUAAGGGCUACGUUUUCCAAAUGGAAAUGAUUAUAAGAGCGAGACAAUUGGAUUAUUCAAUAGGUGAAGUGCCAAUUACAUUUGUGGACAGAGUGUAUGGAGAAUCCAAGUUAGGGGGAUCAGAGAUUGUACAAUUUGCUAAAGCUUUGCUAUACCUUUUCGCGACAACAUAAUAUGUUUUUAUUGUAAUAAUCAUUCCAUUUAUUUAAUAAAAUUAUCUAUUUCAAAUA